UACGAGGACCGAGAUUACCUGGGAGCGCUUGAGAAGCACAUCCCCCGAGACUCCCCCGAUCAAAAUCACUCGCCUAACCUCUCCCCUGUCCUCCUUGCCCUCCUCCGCGCCCUUCCCCCCCGCGAACACCGAGAAGGUCUCCAAUCGAAGCCACAAGAUCCGCAAUCACGCAAUGGACGGGAUGGACAACAAGCCGGUGUUGAACGAUGAUCCCUCGGUCACCCUGACCAUCCGCCUGAUUAUGCAGGGCAAAGAAGUCGGUAGCAUUAUUGGAAAAAAAGGAGAGAUCGUCAAGAGGUUCCGUGAAGAGUCCGGCGCGAAAAUCAAUAUCUCUGAUGGUUCCUGCCCGGAACGGAUAGUGACUGUCACCGGGCCGACGAACUCGAUCUUCAAGGCGUUCACGCUGAUAUGCAAGAAGUUUGAAGAGUGGUGCUCCCAGUUCCACGACAUUCAGGGUGGUGGUGCCGGAGGCGGCGGUGGUGUAUCAAGGCCGCCCAUCACACUCAGACUGAUUGUCCCAGCUUCGCAAUGCGGCUCCCUGAUUGGCAAGGGUGGUUCCAAGAUCAAAGAAAUUCGGGAGGUUACUGGUGCCUCCAUUCAAGUCGCUUCCGAGAUGCUGCCUAACUCGACGGAACGUGCAGUGACCAUAUCCGGUACCAGCGAGGCGAUCACGCAAUGCAUAUAUCAUAUCUGCUGCGUUAUGCUAGAGUCCCCUCCCAAAGGUGCCACGAUCCCUUAUCGCCCCAAACCCCAAGUCGGUGGGCCAGUGAUCCUGGCUGGUGGGCAAGCCUACACCAUCCAGGGUAAUUACGCGGUGCCCGCCCACUCGGACGUAAGUACAGUAUUACCAUUGCCCGCGCCCGCUGCCGGGCCCACCCCGCCCUCGCUGAACACCCAAACUUUGACGACCUCGCCCUUCGCGGCCCACCCCUCGUCCUCGGCCUUCGCCGCUUCUCACGGGCACCCGCUCCUAUCCACGGCCCAUCUUACGACCCCACAUCAUCCUCUCCACCCGAGCCCCUUACACGCCAGCGUGGCAGGCCUCGCCGACCCCCUGCUGAAGAGUGGACACUUGCAGGCAGCCCUCCCGCCCGCACACCUCGUGGCAGACGCCAUGGGCAAGCUGGGCAGCAAUCCUUUAGCUGGUCUGGCAGCCUUGGGUCUCGGAGGUCUUGCCACACCGGCGAACACGGGUGGUCUUAAUCCAGCAGCGUUAGCCGCAUUGGCUGGCAGCCAGCUGCGUACGAGCAACACGAACAGACAGCAACCGGCGGCGAACAAUCAGACGCAUGAGAUGACCGUGCCAAAUGAGCUGAUCGGUUGCAUCAUCGGGAAGGGCGGUACCAAGAUCGCUGAGAUUCGUCAGAUCUCUGGCGCCAUGAUCCGAAUCAGCAACUGCGAGGAGAGGGAGGGCGGAGCAACGGACCGCACGAUCACCAUAACUGGGAACCCGGACGCCGUGGCGUUGGCACAAUAUCUCAUCAAUAUGAGUGUCGAACUGCAGAAAGCUAACCUAGAGGCCCAAAAUACCCAAACCCCUGGCAGCGGUACCACUCCCGGAGCAUCCGGGGCCAGUGCUUCCCCCUCUACCACCACUACCACUGCCUCUCCCUUGGCCAGCGCCAUCCCCUUGGCUCAGCUGCUAAGCAAGCCAGGCGCCCUCAACGCCCUAUCUAGCCUCACCGCCCUCGGCGGACUCACGGAAUUGCUAGGUGGUGCUGCUGGCGCAGCUGCAUCCGCGCUACCGGUCCAGACUACCGGCGUGCACCGAUCGCACAAGACCUUUACGCCGAGGCUCCGUAGCCCGGGCGCACCAGGCCCGACUGACAGCGGCAAGUUCAAGUCCGAGCGUACCAAGUACAAUCCGUACUGAACGAUCAAACAAGCAGCGGAAUGAUAACGAUGAUGUUACAGGGGGAACAUGUUUAAAAACACAUUUACACACAUACACAUACACACAUACACACAUCUACUAUCAUACUUAUAGCGUACACUUGUGUAUCACAUUGAGAUAAAGUGCGUACGGACGCCAGGGUAGCGAGUACGAAGACUUGGCGAAGGAUCGACUCGUCCU
Messenger RNA from Monomorium pharaonis (pharaoh ant), 2074 nucleotides. RefSeq names its product poly(rC)-binding protein 4 (gene mub). The record is from RefSeq and is a predicted model, not a curated record. Gene Ontology annotation, cellular component: cytoplasm; nucleus. Gene Ontology annotation, biological process: regulation of RNA metabolic process; regulation of gene expression. Gene Ontology annotation, molecular function: mRNA binding. NCBI's taxonomy places the organism in Eukaryota, Metazoa, Arthropoda, Insecta, Hymenoptera, Formicidae.